GUAUGGCCCAAAGCUCCUCCUCAGCCAGCCUCUUCCUCCUGCAUGUCUUGUGGCUUACCUUACUACUGUUAUGGUGGUGGUGCUGCAGGUGGUGGUGGUGGUGCUGGUGUACAAAAGCCAUCUUGCUCCUGCUCUGUAUCCUGUCACCCUGUCCUUCCUUCCUCUCCCACCCAUCCCUACCUAAGCCUACCCUAUGUGGUGCUCACCAAACACAUAGCCAGUCUCUACCGAAAAAAGAUCAUCACCAAAAAGCUCCUGCGACACCUCGCUGGUGACUGGGAAGAUGUGGAGGCAGCUUCCAAAGUUUGCUUACGGAAGCAUCGCACCGAGUGUUCCAUCCACACUGGUGGAGAAUCCAGCUCUGAAUCUGAUGAUGAUACUCCUCAGUAUCACCAACAGUCAAAAAAUACUGAACCCUGUUCUGACUCAGAAUGCUCAAGUGAUUCCAGCACUGGGUAUUGGGUGGGUGGUGGACCUACUUGUGUGGAACAGAGCCAAGGAUUUAAUGUAUUCUCCCCACUCCCAUCAAGGAAAUUGUAUCUCCCACCUGCUCCAAAUCAAGCCUCAAGUAAUCUGCAAAAGUGGCGAUUUCAGGCCUCCCCUAUGCCAGGCUCACUUUCCACCUCAGAGGAAUCUGGAGCCUCCAGUGAAGGCAGUAAUCCGUAUGGCUACAUACGUUAUUUUAACUCUGACAAUCCCCCGCUACAAGAUGAGGAGGGCCCAUGUCGUCGUUUUACUUACACACAGCCCUCUCAGGAGCCCCCUGUCAUCACGCAGGGGGAAAAGAGCUCUUCUUGUAAUGACUUCUAUGAUAUGUCUGAAGACCCUUGGGCCACCCCAGGCCUUACAGCAUGGGGCCACCACCGACAAGAACAUCUCCAACAAGUAUCAGAAGACUCACGGAAUUAUGUUCCUAAAGAGUCUUGUAAAAAAGUGGCAGAGCUUCAAGUGCCCAAAAUUAUAGUUCGUGGUCACCCUAGCAGUAAUCUCCCUAGCUUAACUCUUUCCCAGUCAAAUCCCACUCUCACUCCCCAACAAAGUGAGGAAGAUCAAAGUUUCAUAAGGAUACCCCCAAGGGCAAAGACAGUUCACUCUUCUACUCUCACCAUUCCUGCUGUUCCAAUGUUGCUAGCUGGCCUUGCACACCCCCAAAGAGCAUCAGACUGUGUGAGUUCAGAGAGUUCUGCCAAUGUAUGCAACAAGACCAUAUAUGAGCCUUCUUCCUCUUCCUGUGAGUGCAUUGUUCCUGAGAAAAUGCCUUGGGUAGAUGAGAAAUCAGAAAAGCGGAUGUUUCCCUUCAAGACUAAGCCAGAUAUUGCUUAUUAUGUGUCUUCUUGCAGUGGAGAUGAAACUGGGGAGGAUGGUGCUGAUUAUUAUGAGAGUCAUCGUAGACCUGAGCCACUUGUUAUGGCAUUAUCACGCAGUGAACCCAAUCUCUGUCUUCCAAGCACACAAGAGCUUGAAGCUCAAAACAAGUCACCAAAGUACUCUAGCCACUAUGUACAGUUGGUCCUUCCAUUGGAGGGCCCUGCCACUAAGGUAUGCAACUGUGAGGCCCAUAGUCACCGCUCUUCCGAUUCUGGGUUGGCAGAUGUGAUACAUCACCUGGAGUGCUGCCCUCUCCGCACUGAUACCCCUGGGCUAGGCCGUGGCUCUGGCACUUCCCACUCUUCUCAUUCCUCCCAGCUAUCCUCUGCCAAGUUCCUUCAAGGUCCCUCGUGGUACCCUGCCCGAGCAUUCACCCCUGACAGCUUGUUGCCCACACCAGUAACCUCCCCCAACACAUCUGCUCCAGUGUCUUAUGCUGAGGAUUCCCUUACCUCCUUGUUAGACUCUGUUAGUUUGCAGCAAUCCAAAGCUGAGCAGGAGACAGGGGCAGAGGAAGGUGUAUAUCGCUCAGGGUUGUAUGCACACUGGUGGAUGAAGGCAAGUGUGUGUCCUCGUCUUUUGGUCCUUGAUCGCUCCAGAAAGGACUACCUCAGGUUUAGGGCAGAAAAGAAACCAGAUGUUCCCCCUAAACCUAGGUUCCUGAAACCUUCUUACCAUAUCCGGCGGGGAGGAAAUAAAGAUGGGAUGAUGAAACCAGUGGCUCGGUGUGCUGCCACGCAGACUAGUUCUUCACCUCCCUCUGAAGAUCAUCAGUGUGCUCACCCAAGGGUUGAAAAAACUUCUUUACAUCUUAGCCCACAAACCUCUCUCACCAUGUCACGUGACCGCAGCUUUGAGUCUCAAGUAUCUCAGGUUUCCCAAGUGACCGUAGUGCCCAGACUCAGGAGAGAGAGGGAGUCCCAGACAGGCUCAGGAGCACGACCAAGUGUGCAUACACUACAAGUAUUAGGUAAGAAUUCACAAGAAUCCAGUGGAACAGAUCUCUCAAGCCUCCACAGCUUCAGUGAAUGCUGUGAAGGAGCAGGACAGCAGCCUCACUUGAGAGAUUCUUGUGAGGGUCUAGAUGUGGACUUCCAGAGACGUGCAUCUUCACACUCCCUUCACACCACUGCUACUUCCAGUUCAGCUUCUUCUACACCAUACAAGUCCACAUUAUAUUGGCAUUUGCCUUCUACUCAUGGAGGGAGUGCCCAACAGGAAAAUUUAAUGUCUCCCCCCAUGGAAGGACUCCAAAACUACGGGAGGCCCACCAUUCCACCAAAACCCAUACAUCUUCAGUCCUGGCCCAUUCAGCGAUCAAGAAGCCUUCCAAGAUUGCCAGUACCUACCACCAUCUCUGUCCACACUCAAAGCAAGGAUCACGCCAGUUAGGUGCUACCCUUGGCUGCUGCUCUUGUUGUAUUUCCCUUCCUGAGGUGUUGCUGCUCCCUCACUUGUGGAGGUAGCCAUCCUGCCCAGCCUCCCUUCCCACACAGCAGUAUUCAUUAGAACACCCAUAGAGUGGUGUUGCGCAAUCAGAGCCAGGGUGUUCUCCUUC
Molecule: messenger RNA, 2926 nt
Organism: Portunus trituberculatus (swimming crab)
Lineage: Eukaryota; Metazoa; Arthropoda; Malacostraca; Decapoda; Portunidae
Exons: 3
Coding region: 43-2760 (905 amino acids)
Source: RefSeq, a predicted model, not a curated record